CUGUCAUUGAAGCCACGAUGAAUGCACAGGGACCAACUGUUCCACCCGUCUUACUCCCCGAAAUUCUCGAGUUUUCUCCCCAAUUACUACUCGACGACAUUAUCAACUUCGCUAAUGAAGCUAUUACGAAUGCCGUAGACGGUCUGGAGGAGUUCCUCUUUCGUUGGGCAGCGGACCGUGAAGCGAGGGUCCGUGACGACUGGGACAGCACUCAGGAAGUGGAACAGGGUCUCGUCGCGUUUCAGACGCUCCUGGAGUACCAUACAGACAUUGCGUUCGAUUUCUUCGAGACGUGGUCUCUCCGCAAUAUCUUUGCUAUCCCAGCAGACCUUCCAAUUGUCGUGCCCCACCAAGAAGGGCUGGACUUGGACUACCCCGCUGAGCUAGAGACGGAACUCAUGGCAGAAGUACAGAGUUUGCGUAAGAAGAUAGAUGCUCAACGGCGGCUGAAGCGCCUUCUGACGCGCUCUGCAAGACUAUCCGCAGCCAAGGCACGCCAAAGUGAAAAGAAGUUAUCAGAUCUGUCGUUUCUGCAGGAUCCACUACUGCUUGAACUAGGCCAGAUUGCCGACCGUUUUGAAUCCAUGUUCACCGCAGCGUCAUCGCUGCCACCUCUCACUCCCGAAUCUACGGCGGCACUGACACAACUGCCUCUUCCUGACCCAGGAAAGAGACCUUGGGAAUUAAGCAGGGCUGGAUACAUGGACUGGGCAACAAAACAGCUGUUGGCCAAAGUCAAGCAACGGAGCCCAGACGUAGGAAACUCCGUUACCGGGUCCAUAACUGCCCUCAUCGAUAACAUCGGAACGGCCCAACGCCUCGAAGUUAUUGCGAAAUACGAAUCUGUUAGAUCGUCUAAGGAAACUCGACAACACCCCGCCCCUCCAAAUGACGUUGAGAUGAAUGAUUUGGAUUAGUAAGGGCAUUUAUGUGUUCUGUAUUUUUUGUAUAGUUUCAAUGAUUGGUAUUGUCCUGCGUUUGUAGUAAGUGUGGCACUUGUCAAAGAAGACGAAAAACGUUCCUGGAUUGGAUAGUCAACAUCCAUAGGAUCGAGUCGAUCCUCAGGAGGUCGCAAGAGAACCUCUUGACGGCACACUAGGCAGAAUCAUAACGAGGUGAGAUGCAUGACUAGG
Molecule: messenger RNA, 1133 nt
Organism: Pisolithus orientalis
Lineage: Eukaryota; Fungi; Basidiomycota; Agaricomycetes; Boletales; Pisolithaceae
Product: Mis12-domain-containing protein
Exons: 3
Coding region: 18-917 (299 amino acids)
Biological process (GO): kinetochore assembly; mitotic sister chromatid segregation; mitotic cell cycle
Cellular component (GO): chromosome, centromeric region; nucleus
Source: RefSeq, a predicted model, not a curated record